Molecule: messenger RNA, 931 nt
Organism: Drosophila eugracilis
Lineage: Eukaryota; Metazoa; Arthropoda; Insecta; Diptera; Drosophilidae
Product: tetratricopeptide repeat protein 12
Exons: 3
Coding region: 84-824 (246 amino acids)
Molecular function (GO): protein binding
Source: RefSeq, a predicted model, not a curated record
AACUACUAGUCUUUUCUAAACAGUCAGAGCCUAAUCAUUCCAGCCAGUAACUCGACUACAUUUGUAUCUUUUAAACCAUUAAAAUGGCAAGUGAAGAAGGUAAAGAUAUCGACCAACUCAAGGCAACUUUCCAGAACUGCAAUUUGAACACCAAGGAUGUCGAUGAUUUCGCUGAAUUUGAGGCUACUCUUGCAAAGAUCGAUAGUAUAUUGAAAAAUGAAAAGCCUCUUGAAGACGAUGCAGCGGAAGGCGCAGUUGGUGGUGUCAAGGAGAAAAUCAACUUUGACAACCUGGACGUGGAUAAUGUCCGUCUCAAGGUGCGCCAAAAUCGCACAUUGAUCAAUAAGAAAUCUACUGAGGAGGAGACUGAGAAGAACAUCAAGACCAUGAACCAGCAGAGUUUUAUGGAACAAGUGGAGCGGGAUGCUAAUGAUCGUGCAGAGGCACGUGCCAAAGCCGAGUAUGAGGCUGAGUCACAAAGAAUCCAGGGAAACGAAGCUUUUCGCGAUCAAAAAUACGAAAAAGCCAUUCUACACUACGGCAAGGCUAUUAUAAAAAUCAAGGAUAGCGCUAUUACGUACAACAACCGUGCCUUGUGCUAUAUCAAACUCCGAAACUACAAACGCGCUCUCCAGGAUUGCCAGUACGUGCUAGAGAAGCUGGAAAAGUCCAAUCUGCGUGCCUUGCUUUACCAGGCCAAUGCUUAUAAGCGCUUGAAACAAGACGACAAGUUUGAGGAGAGCGUGGCCCAGGCACGUGAACAUAAUCCUAAACAGCUGGCCUACAUUGACAAGUUCAUUAAGCAGUUGGAGGACGAGGCUUAAAACAUUUUCAUUAAGUUAGUUAUACAUAUUAUACUUACUCAGCAUCAGCAUCACGCCCAGAAAAGAGACACAGGAAUAAAGAAACGGCAGGUGAACACUGCCUAAAU